Messenger RNA from Drosophila obscura, 1916 nucleotides. RefSeq names its product 5'-nucleotidase domain-containing protein 3 (gene Nt5c). The coding region runs from base 119 to 1747 and encodes 542 amino acids. The transcript is spliced from 6 exons. Gene Ontology annotation, molecular function: 5'-nucleotidase activity. Lineage: Eukaryota; Metazoa; Arthropoda; Insecta; Diptera; Drosophilidae. The record is from RefSeq and is a predicted model, not a curated record.
CGUUUGCGCCACACGUAUUAAGAUGUUAUGCCCCCCACGCAUUCUGAUCAGAACCAGUGGCCCCCCCCCACAGUAGUGUACAUAACAACUGGACUCAAUUAACAAACAAUCAAGUUAAAUGUGUACAGCAGCUGGUCAAAUUUUCAGCGCCCUAUUGAGACAAAGCGUACUUCUGCGUAAUGUAUACGCGGUCAGGUCGCUAUCAGAGUCCCGCGGGCUGAGCACGGAUUCUGGAUUCAGGAUUCAGGACUCUUCUCCUGCAGCGACAAGAACCCCCACUGUAGCCCUAGCUCAAAAAUCGAAUCCAAAAACAGUGAGUGAUUUCCAAGAGCUCUACGAAACCACAAAAAAGAAGUUUCAAUCCAAAAAGCUGCCAGCGGAUGUGCAUCCAGAUGCUGUGUUCGCAUGCAACGAGCUUGACCUCAGCGAGGUGCAGGUCUAUGGAUUCGACUAUGACUACACACUGGCCUGCUACAAGCCCAUUUUGGAGGAUCUUCUGUACAAUUUGGCCAGGGAGAUGCUGGUGAAGCGUUUUAGGUAUCCCGAAGAAAUUUUGGAUCUGGAAUACGAGCCGAACUUCGCUGUGCGCGGGCUGCACUAUGAUGUGGAGAAGGGACUGUUGGUCAAAUUGGACUCAUUCCUGCAGCUGCAGCUGGGUUCUGUCUACCGGGGGCGAACUAAGGUCGGAGCCGACGAGGUGCUCAAGCUAUAUCACAACCGCCUGCUGCCCAUUGCCUAUGUUGAAGGACCGAAUAACAACUACAAUCACAAUACCAACUCGAAAAUGGUUCAGCUGGCUGAUCUGUUUUCGGUACCUGAAAUGUGCCUCCUGUGCAAUAUAAUCGAAUAUUUCGAGCGGAAUCGCAUCGACUACAAUCCAGAGAUCGUUUUCCAUGACACAAGAACGGCCAUGGGCUCCUGUCAUCCCAUCAUGCAUGGCAAAGUGAUGGUCAAUACCGCCAAGUACAUCGAACGCAAUCCCAAGCUGGUCAUGUUCUUUGAGAAACUGCAGAAAGCGGGAAAAAAUCUCUUUCUGGUCACCAACAGUCCGUUUUCCUUUGUGAACUGUGGCAUGACGUUUCUUGUGGGCGCCAAUUGGAGAGAUUUCUUCGAUGUGGUUAUUGUACAGGCGCGCAAGCCAAAGUUCUUCACCGACGAAUCUCGGCCCAUAAGGCUCUUUGAUGAGAAGACGAGAUCCCAUCUCUGGGAUCGUGUCUUUAGUUUAGAGAAGGGAAAAAUAUAUUACGAAGGCUCUGUGCGACAGCUGCAGGAACUGAAGGGCUGGCGCGGUCAUUCGGUGCUUUAUUUUGGCGAUCAUCCGUACAGUGACCUGGCGGAUGUCACUCUGAAGCACAGCUGGCGGACAGGGGCAAUCAUCAGUGAGCUAGCGCAUGAAAUACAGACCCUUAACCGAAAGGACUUCAAGAUGAGCGCCAACUGGCUUCAGAUGCUGACGCAGCUCAUCGAGGAUACACAGGACGACGAGAGUGAGCCGGCCCAGGCUUGCCUGCGCGACUGGAUGGAGGAGCGGGAUCAGUUGCGCAACAAGACGAAGAAUGUGUUCAACGAGCAGUUCGGGAGUGUUUUCCGCACGUAUCACAACCCAACGUACUUCUCGAGGCGGCUGUUCCGUUUUGCCGACAUCUAUACAAGUGACAUAACCAACUUGCUCAAGUUCUCGACAACACAUACGUUUUAUCCGCGACGUGGCGUGAUGCCGCACGAAUAUGCCUCGCACUUUAUUUAGACAAGAGGACCGAUAGUGAUCUGACCCCUGGCAGGCAGGAAGUUUAGUUUAUGUAGUCGUAGGACAAAAAGUGCCAGUGCUCAAGAAUUUAUGUAGCUCGAAACUAGUGGAAUUUAUAUUGUGUAUAGCGUUAUUUACAUUGUUGCUCAAUAAAAUCGUUGUAAUAGUU